UUUGUGAUUUUGCAAUAUUUAGAUAAUUAGAUGAUGGUGUUUACUGAGAUAUUAUGGGAAGUGAAAACAUGCAAACCAUUUAUAUCUAUGACACAUGGAAAACUUUUUCAAGAAGAAAAUAAUUUCAUAUUGACUGGUGCAGAAGAUGGUGUUGUAAGAGUUUAUGAAGUACCAGGCAGAAAGACGUCCAUGAUAACAUCUGUACGUUCACUAGAAACAAAAUGUGGACCGGUGUUCCAUCUUCAAUUGCAUGACAUCAUCCGUCUGGUAUCACAAGAUCUGAUUGCAGCGGAUUCAAGAGGUUCAGUGACCUUGUUUUGCAAUGGUCAAAUAUUUAUGAGAACAAUGCCUGAUAAAGCAGCUGGAAUUACUGCUUUGCAGAUUCAUGAGACUAUGUUGGGCCAUCUAUUCAUUAUCACAGGAAAUGAGGACGGUGUUGUCAACUGUUUUAAUGCAUUUGAUAAUUUAUGGAGAAUACGAUUACACGAUAUUAUGUCUAUGAAGAUAGAAAGACUUCAAAGUACUCGUUCUGUGACUUGUAUUCUUGCUACAGCUAUUUCAUCUUCGUCAUGUCCAGCAAUGGAUUAUAUAGUGGUUGCAGACUCCGAUAAGAACUUGCAUUUUAUUCAGGAUGGCAAAGUUGUCAUAUCAACUUCAGCACCAUCCGUUGUUAAAGUUAUGGUUGCUGGAUAUUUUCUUCAUUUUGAUGAAGUUGGAAAUCCAGAUGAAAAAUUAACACAACUAGCACUCGGAUGUGAAGAUGGAACAGUCUGGAUUUGUGUUGAUUUUGAAGUACAAACUGCUACACAAUAUGCCAAUGUUGGUCACACCAUCACACAUCUACACAGACUCCCUCCGAUACAGAAUUCAUAUUCUUCAACUAAUGGAAAUAAAAAUGAUCAACACUCUGAUUCAGUGAGUGAAAAACUUGAUCUUUUACUUUGUUGUGGACAAUUUCCGGCAUUACUGGUUCUACGAGAGGGCAAGGUAUCGACCAAACAUAAACUUCCUGAUUGGACAAUUUCGAUAUGCAAUUUUCAUCAAAGUGAUCAUGACGAUGCUAAUACUGUACUAAUUGGAUGCCAGGAUUCUACAAUUCAAGCAAUAAAGGUUUCGUGACACUGAACGGGCAUAAGUUCCCUUUUAGGCAUAGCCAGAUUUGUGCCAAUCAGGAAGGCUGAUAAGCCAAGUGUGUGCACAGGGAGAGAAACAGUUGGCCUGUCAGAAAUCCGUUUUCAAUAAUGAGGCCAAAAUUAAGGAUGGAUAUGUAUUCUUUGGAUCUCGAACCAUAAAAAUCAUUGGAAUGGCUAAUGGAGCAUUUGCAAUAUUUCCCUACGGCAGCGUUGUAAUUUUGAAAGAGUUUUUAAUGCUCAACCAAAGCAGAUAGAUGAACAUCCGAAUUUUUACAUUCACUUCGAUUGUGUUUCUAAUUAUUUGAUAAAUAUGAUGUUGUACCUGCCAAUGAGGUAACCUGUAUGUUGUCAGUAUGAUAACAUUUGAUAAAGACAUAAUUAUUUUGUCAUCGAAUGUGUAUGCAAAAAAAUUUGGAAUCUUUUUCUUUCUUUUCUCUACGCCAGAGGUUGCUAAACAGUUUGUUCAUGCCGCACCAAAUUAUUGGAAAAAUAAACUCACGUCACAUAUACACGAGAAAAAA
Molecule: messenger RNA, 1654 nt
Organism: Styela clava
Lineage: Eukaryota; Metazoa; Chordata; Ascidiacea; Stolidobranchia; Styelidae
Molecular function (GO): protein binding
Source: RefSeq, a predicted model, not a curated record